Tremella mesenterica DSM 1558 is the source of this 1992-nucleotide messenger RNA. RefSeq lists its product as uncharacterized. Gene Ontology annotation, cellular component: plasma membrane. The transcript is spliced from 6 exons. Gene Ontology annotation, molecular function: ferric-chelate reductase activity. Bases 1 to 1992 code for a protein of 663 amino acids. Gene Ontology annotation, biological process: intracellular iron ion homeostasis; copper ion import; iron ion transport. The record is from RefSeq and is a predicted model, not a curated record. Lineage: Eukaryota; Fungi; Basidiomycota; Tremellomycetes; Tremellales; Tremellaceae.
AUGGACAUGGGAGAUGAUAUGACCUCUAUACGUCCUCAGCCUACUACCACACUCUCUGCUCUGGCUGCCGGUCAAACCGACUUCACCCCGGGUUAUAUCGAUUCCAAAGGUGACUACGUACCUCUGGACGAUGAACUGACAGCGUACCAAGCAGCAAGAAUCCCUUGGGCGGAUGAGGUCAGAUACGGUCACUAUGCUCUCUUCUUCCUUGGAGCUAUACUGGCCAUUUAUACUCUUCUUCAUCUCUACUCCCUCAUUCGAGCACGUUUUCUCCCCGAUUCCACUUCCAAGCUCCUCACCGGCCGAUUGGGGAAUGUCAAAACGAGAAUAUUGGCUGUCGCCAGAAUCCUCACGUAUCCUCAGCUCCCCUACUCCGACAGACUCGCCCUGAUUUGGACUAUUGGACCUUUAGGACCCAAUCUGCUUUUGGCGGGGGGACUUGUGCUGGUAUCACUCUUGACUUGGGUUAAUAAAUACUAUUACUACGCCCCUUUCUACGGUAGCGCCCCCCUUUAUCUCAGAUCGGAAUGGAUCGCUAUGGCUACUCUUCCAUUUGUCUAUGUAUUGGGAACCAAACGAAAUUUCAUCACUCUGCUCACCGGAGUAUCCCAUGACAAACUUCAAGUGUUCCAUCAAGGAGUUGCCUUCAACUUCGUAUACAUGUCGCUCGUCCACACCAUCACUGCUAUUAUUCGUGCCUACCGUGAUUAUGGUUUUGUCAAGGAAGUCAUGUAUAACCCAAUCUAUGUGAGCGGGUUUGUAGCACUUGCACCUCUUUGUGUCUUGUUUUUAGGAGCGUUGCCGCCUGUUCGACGAUGGACGUAUGAGGUGUUCUAUUACGUUCACAUCGUGAUGGCUCUCUUCUUUAUGGGUGCAUUGUGGUGGCAUGGAUAUCAACUUCUAGAUAGCGACAAGUACAUGAUUGCUACGGCUGUCCUCUUCUUCUCCAGUGUUCUAUGGCGCCUAGUCAUGAUAGCCUUCAACAACCCGACGUUCCAUAGCUGCACCGCAACACUUCUCUCUUCAGACACUCUUAAACUCACCAUUCCUACCACUAUCCACUGGGGUCCAGGACAACACGUCUUUCUUCGGUUCAUCGGACUUCGAACAUUGGAAUCACAUCCCUUCUCCAUUGCAACUCUUCCCAUCUCUUUCACAGUCUCUGGUCCCAAUUUGGACAGACCAAGUCUCAUCGUCUCUGAGUCUAUAAGUCGCUGUCAUCCUACCGUACUUGCAAGUGAAACACUACCUGUGUCGAAGAAGAGGCGUGCAGGUGAAGUGGCGGAAAUGAACUUCCUUGUUCGGGUCCGUUCCGGGUUCACUCAGGCUCUCGCAAAUCGAAUUACCGCUCAAGGGGGACAAGGGAAGAUCAAAUGUGUCGUAGAUGGUCCGUAUGGACAUUGUGAUCUGGGUGAAUAUCCAGAGAUCUUCAUCGCCGUUGGUGGAAGUGGUAUCAGUUGGGGUUUGGGGGUCUUGCAACAUGUGGCAGUAAGGAAAGGAGGAAAGGUGAAAAUGGUGUGGGCCAUAAGACAUGCCGAUGCGCUUGAGUGGUUCUCGGAAGAACUACAGAUCUUGGCCAAGAACCCCGGAGUCGACAUUCACAUAUAUCUCACUGAUCAAGCUACUCAAGCAUCUGACUUACAAAGUAAGGAAGAUACGACCGACGACAAAUUGGGGACCAUGGAGGCUACGGACGGACAUACGGUCACUACCGCUCUUUCUCAACAGGUGUACUCCAGGGGCAAUAGCGAACUGUCGGCUCCAGGUACGAAAAAGGACAUGACCUUACAUUCUGGAAGACCUGAUCUCCCGUUGCUGAUAGAAGAGUUUGUGCGGCAAAAUACCAGUGGAUCAUGUGCAGUUGCUGCUUGUGGACCAGGAAGGUUCAUCACCGACUGCGCGAACGCUGUGAGCAAGGCGGAGGUGGGGAUCUUACUAGGAACAUUGAAGGUGGAAGAGGUUUUCUUCAAAUCAGAGCAAUACACAUGGUAG